This is a messenger RNA of Lentinula edodes (shiitake mushroom), 986 nucleotides long. RefSeq lists its product as uncharacterized. The record is from RefSeq and is a predicted model, not a curated record. Gene Ontology annotation, biological process: maturation of SSU-rRNA from tricistronic rRNA transcript (SSU-rRNA, 5.8S rRNA, LSU-rRNA). Lineage: Eukaryota; Fungi; Basidiomycota; Agaricomycetes; Agaricales; Omphalotaceae. Bases 46 to 963 code for a protein of 305 amino acids. The transcript has 5 exons. Gene Ontology annotation, cellular component: nucleolus.
GUGAGCGCUAGCAUUUUCACGGCCGGCAAAAAUAUCUACUUUCCAAUGGCCAACCACGAUGAACUCUUGAGUAUCUUGCAAGCACACGGUCAACAAUUUCUCUCUUCCUUCCAAGGCAGCGUCAAACAAGAAAUCCAUAGCGGAAGGAAUGCCACUUUUGUGCAACCUCGAGAUGACAUUGAAGAAGAAGAGGCAGAGGAAGAGGAAUGGGAAGGUAUAAGAUCUGAGUCUGACGCGGAGGAAGGCUUCGAAGAAAACGACGAUGAAUUCACUGCGACGUCUACGUCUACGUCUACGGCCAAUGUAAUUGUUUUCUCAGAUAAACCGUCGAUAUCCCAACAGGAACGAGACGCUACUACAAAAUAUCAGACAAAGGCUUUCAUGUCGUCUAAAAUAUCCAAGCUUCGUGAGGGAGCCGCUCCUGAACUCAAGAAGUACUCUUUGGAAACUACUGAUGAGGAUAUAAAGGAACGGUCAAAUAUCCAGAACGAUGCGUUGCUCCAUAAACUAGUUCACACCAAACUUUUAUCAGGUUCUUUGAAUUCCGAGCUGGAGCUCACACCAGCGCAAAGACGAAAAGCGUUAUCGGGUCGAGUCAUAGAAUUGACCGGAGAUGCUAAACUCGGGCGUGGAGAGCGAUCAGUGCGUCUUGCAGAGCAUAAUAAAGCAUCUAAACGCGUAAGAGAGGGGUUGAUGCAAAAGCAAAAAGAACGAAGGGCCGCUCAACUUCAAGAGACGAAGAAUUUGGGAAACUAUCACCCGACACUCAAAAGGUUGUUGGACCCAGAUUCCGAGACGGCAAAACCCAAGAAGAGAGUGCGAGGACUACAGAUGGGUAUCGGGAGCUUCAAAGGCGGUACACUAAAGCUCAGCCGUGAAGAAAUUAAUUCGGUCCAAGGACAACAGGGAGGAAUGGCGAGUCGCGGCAGAGGGAGUGGCAGAGGAAAAAGAGGGCGUCGUUGAUUUCUUUCAUAGAAUACAUACAU